This is a messenger RNA of Phoenix dactylifera (date palm), 992 nucleotides long. Its product is annotated as Nuclear transport factor 2 (NTF2) family protein. Lineage: Eukaryota; Viridiplantae; Streptophyta; Magnoliopsida; Arecales; Arecaceae. The record is from RefSeq and is a predicted model, not a curated record.
GACCUGGAUCGGGCCCUCGCCGGCCCGCCACAAGGACGAACAAGGCGGCAAACUCGCCACGCUGCACCGUCCGAGCCACACCCGAUGAGGGCCCCACCCUUUCUCUCAACUUCUUCCUCCAUUCUCUCCCUCGCUCCUAUGAUCGAACUACUAAUAUUAUUUCUCCGAUAAACGCUGCAAUUCUCCAGGAAGCAAGGUUUUAGGUGGAAUGGACGAUCGGACGAGAAGAGAGCAGGAAUUCGACGGUCCCAUGUUCAAGAAAUCACUCUCCGAAUACCUCAUCCCUCACCUUCUCAACCUAUAUGGUUCACGGGCAACGGCUCGAGACUUUGAAAUAUAUGCUCCGAAUGCGACUUUUGAGGAUCCGCUCAUGUGUGCUCAUGGGGUGAAGCAGAUCAAAUCGGCAUUCUAUUCGCUCUCCAAGGUAUUCAGUGAAUCUAGAAUUGUGGAAUACAGCAUACAAGAAAAUGUUAUUGCACCAGGAAAAGUCGAGAUUUUGAUUGACAACAAGCAACACUACAAAAUUUUUGGGAGAGAUGUGGAUUUGACAUCACUUAUCAGACUCAAUAUUGUUGAAGGAAAGGUUGUUCGCCAUGAAGACUGGUGGGACAAGAAGCCUCUGAAGAACAAGGACACAGUCAAGCUGCCAUUGGUAGGACGACUAGCUGAAAUUACGCGCAGGGGUUCAAUGCUUGUCACUCAUGCUAUGAUGGGUUUUGGCAAGGAUCCGAGCACAUAAAAUUCACUAUUAAAUGCUACCCAGAUUUUAUUAUAGGUUUCUGGCUAUCAUGUUCCCAAAUUUGAAAGAAAUGUGUUCAUAGACUACCUGUGUGUCCGCCUGGUUUGCUGCCAUUAUUCUAAUUGAAGUAAUGUUUUGUUGGUCCCAAUGUUUAAAAUAGGAUGCAACAGCAACCUUCCCGGUCUGGAAGUUCAGAGGGUGGCUGGAAGAGAACGUAAGAGCUUCUGUGGCUUGAAGAUAUGCUACAUGUGUA